AUGUAUAUAUCUAUCUAUCUAUCUUACUUCAUAUCUAUCUCUCUCCCUAUCUAUCUAUCUAUCUAUCUAUAUAUAUAUAUCUAUCAAACUCUUUAUAUCAAUCAUAGUAUUCAUUUAUAUAUCAAUCAUCUAUCUAUCUAUCUAUCUAUCUAUCUAUCUAUCUUUUUCAAUCCUUCAUAUCUAUCUCUCUCUCCCUAUCUAUCUAUCUAUACCCAUAGCUAUCUAUCUGUCUUUGUCCGCUCUUAUCUAUCUAUCUAUCUAUCUAUCUAUCUAUCUAUAUAUAUAUAUAUAUAUAUAUAUAUAUAUAUAUAUAAAUAUAUAUAUCUAUCUAUCUAUCUAUCUAUCUAUCUAUCUAUCUAUCUAUCUAUCUAUCUAUCUAUCUCAGUCUGUUCACAUCUAUCCAUCUAUCUCGAUCUCCUGUUCAUUAUCUAUCUAUCUAUCUAUCUAUCUAUCUAUCUAUCUAUCUAUCUAUCUGAGUAUCUGAGUCUGUUCAUUAUCUAUCUAUCUAUCUAUCUAUCUAUCUAUCUAUCUAUCUAUCUAUAUAUAUAUAUAUAUCGCAAACUCUUUAUAUCAAUCACAGUAUCUAUCUAUCUAUCUAUCUAUCUAUCUAUCUAUCUAUCUAUCUAUCUAUCUAUCUAUCUAUCUAUCUACAUUUCAAUCACGACUUACCGGAAAAGAUUCAGUAGCUCUGUCGUUCAUCCAACAUCAAACAGAAGCAGUUCCUUGUUAUUUUCUCAUUCGUGUUGGACUUUCCUCGGCCGAGAUUACUCCGUCGAGUGGAGCUGCUUCUGA
Messenger RNA from Acanthosepion pharaonis, 792 nucleotides. NCBI's taxonomy places the organism in Eukaryota, Metazoa, Mollusca, Cephalopoda, Sepiida, Sepiidae. The record is from the annotation of a GenBank genome assembly.